Pungitius pungitius (ninespine stickleback) is the source of this 5320-nucleotide messenger RNA. Its product is annotated as ubiquitin-protein ligase E3A. The record is from RefSeq and is a predicted model, not a curated record. NCBI's taxonomy places the organism in Eukaryota, Metazoa, Chordata, Actinopteri, Perciformes, Gasterosteidae. Gene Ontology annotation, biological process: protein polyubiquitination; ubiquitin-dependent protein catabolic process. The transcript has 11 exons. The coding region runs from base 248 to 2938 and encodes 896 amino acids. Gene Ontology annotation, molecular function: ubiquitin protein ligase activity.
UCCAGCACGUCCGCUACGCGCCCUAGAACGCAGUGCAUUGUGGGACGUAGGUUAACACUGAAGUCAAGAUGGCUGUGAACCUCAGGCAGAGCGAAGAGCCUGCAGUAGGAAGGCCGUAAAUGAAGUUUUGAAUAAAACACCCGCCGUUGCUGCCAGUUUAGACUUUUAAAGUAGUAAUCAAUCAUUGGAGGACUGGAUACAAGCACAGAGCGCAUCAAAACACGAACAACAGAGGAUAAAGUCUCGUAUGAAUUCCGAGGAGAAAGAGGACUGUGAGUGUGCUCCACCACAGGCCGAGACUAGCCCCGCAGGAGGAUCUAUUAGAGAAUACGUGGAUCCUGAAAUAGAAAACCCAGAAGCAAGCCGAAUGAAGCGAGCAGCUGCCAAACAUCUAAUAGAGCGGUACUACCACCAGUUAACCGAGGGCUGUGGGAAUGAGUCCUGCUCUAACUCAUGGUGUGCCUCGUCAGCUGGCUUCAACCGCAUGGAUAACAAUGCAGCGGCCGUCAAAGCCCUGGAGCUCUACAAGCUCAACGCCAAGCUAUGUGACCCCCACCCCUCAAAGAAAGUCACAGCCUCAGCCCACCAGGAGAGCAGCGCUCACAGCAACUCAGCCUGUAGCAACAGGAAGUUAAACCAUAAAGAUGUCCACUCUGUUCGAGACAAUUUUAAAGAUGUUAAUUACCUGACAGAGGAGAAAGUGUACGAGAUCUUGAACAUCUGUGGAGAGAAGGAAGACUACUCCCCUCUGAUCAGGGUAUUAGGUCGGGUGUUCUCCAGUGCCGAGGGCCUGGUCCAGAGCUUCCGGAGGUCCAAACCUCACACUAAAGAGGAACUCAAGUCCCUCCAAGGCAAGGAUGAGGACAAGGAUGAGGAUGAGAAGGAAUCUGCCGCCUGUUCCGCUACAGCUAUGGAGGAGGACUCCCCCGCCUCCUCUUCAUCAUCUAGGCUCGGAGAGGGCUCCUCAGGGGACAAUGAUGUCCAAAAGCUGGGCCCCGAUGAGGUGUCCGUGGACAUCGAAGCUGUGCGGCGGGUCUACGAGCGCCUACUUUCCAAUGAGAAAAUAGAAGCUGCCUUCCUGAAUGCGCUUGUCUAUCUCUCACCCAAUGUAGAGUGCGAUCUGACGUACCACAACGUGUAUUCACGCGACCCAAACUACCUGAACCUGUUUGUUAUAGUGAUGGAAAACAGCAACCUCCACAGCCCAGAGUACCUGGAGAUCGCCCUCCCACAGUUCUGCAAAGCCAUGAGCAAACUCCCCCUGGCCGCUCUGGCCAAACUGGCGCGCUUGUGGUCACACUACAGCGCGGAGCAGAUUCGGCGCAUGGUGGAGACCUUUCAGCAGCUCAUUACCUACAAGGUGAUCAGUAACGAGUUCAACAGCCGCAACCUGGUCAAUGAUGACGACGCUGUGGUGGCAAGCACUAAGUGCUUGAAGAUCGUCUACUAUGCAAAUGUGCUGGGCGGCGACCUCGACAUGGAGCACAACGAGGAUGAGGACGAGGAGCCCCUCCCGGAGUCUAGUGAACUCACCUUGCAGGAGCUGCUCGGGGAGGAACGGCGGAACAAGAAGGCCCCUAGGGUGGACCCGCUGGAGACGGAGUUGGGAAUCCGCACCAACGAUUGCAGGCGGCCGCUCAUUGCCUUUGAGGAGUUUGUCAAUGAACCUUUGAAUGAGGUGCUGGAGAUGGACAAGGACUACACCUUCUUUAAGGUUGAAACAGAAAACAAGUUCUCUUUUAUGACCUGCCCCUUCAUCCUCAAUGCUGUAACCAAGAACCUGGGUCUGUACUAUGACAACCGGAUCCGAAUGUACAGCGAGCGGCGUAUUACUGUGCUCUACAGUCUGGUGCAGGGUCAGCAGCUUAAUCCAUACCUGAGGCUCAAAGUGAGGCGAGACCAUAUCAUUGACGACGCUCUGGUCAGGCUGGAGAUGAUCGCUAUGGAGAAUCCUGCAGACUUAAAAAAGCAGCUGUAUGUUGAGUUUGAAGGAGAGCAAGGCGUUGAUGAAGGAGGUGUUUCCAAGGAAUUCUUCCAGCUAGUCGUGGAGGAGAUCUUCAAUCCGGAUAUUGGCAUGUUCACAUACGACGAGCGCACCAAGUUGUUCUGGUUCAACCCUUCAUCGCUUGAAAAUGAAGGCCAGUACACUCUGAUCGGCAUCGUUCUUGGUCUGGCAAUCUACAAUAACUGCAUCCUGGACGUCCACUUUCCAAUGGUGGUCUACAGGAAGCUGAUGGGCAAGAAGGGAACUUUCAGAGACUUGGCUGAUGCCAACCCGGUUCUGUACCAGAGUCUGAAGGAACUGCUGGAGUACGAGGGCAGCGUGGAGGACGACAUGAUGAUCACUUUCCAGAUCUCUGAGACUGACCUGUUUGGGAAUCCACUAAUGCAUGAUUUAAGGGAAAAUGGGGACAAGAUUCCAGUCACAAACGAAAACAGAAAGGAGUUUGUGGCUCAGUAUGCCGAGUACAUGCUGAACAAGAGUGUGGAGAAGCAGUUCAAAGCUUUCAGAAGAGGCUUCCAUAUGGUCACCAACGAGUCUCCGCUCAAGUACCUGUUCAGACCAGAGGAGAUUGAGCUGCUGAUAUGUGGCAGCAGGAACCUGGACUUUCUAGCUCUUGAAGAGACGACAGAAUAUGACGGAGGUUACAACAGAGAUUCUCGAAUAAUCAAGGAGUUCUGGGAGACGGUGCACUCGUUUGGUGAGGAGCAGAAGCGCCUCUUCCUGCAGUUCACCACCGGCACUGACAGAGCACCUGUAGGGGGGCUGGGCAAGCUGAAGAUGAUCAUCGCCAAGAACGGCCCUGACACCGACAGGUUACCAACAUCUCACACUUGCUUUAAUGUGCUGCUGCUGCCUGAAUACAACAAUGUGGAGAAGUUGAGGGAGAGACUGCUGAAAGCCAUCACCUAUGCCAAAGGGUUUGGUAUGCUCUGAGCUCCGGUUCAACGCGGACUUGUCCCCAGAACACCUGUCGGACCCUUUCUUUAUCAGAGUAAUGGUUCCAAUAGAGCGCUCCAGUAGUCACACUGUGCUCGCAUCAUGCCACAACAGUCAGUGUAAGCACAGAGACACCCCCCCCCCCUACCCAAACACACACAUCAUGUCCAGUCUUUUCUAUGAACAGAUCAUCGUCCAUAUUAUUUAUUUCACCCCUCAAAUGGCUUCUCUUUCAUGCCUGUCUGUUUUGACAGCGGGGAAAGGAGGGGUUAAUAUUAAACUAUUCUCUAACCACUCCAUACAAACCUCAAGUAGCCCUGAGCUCAGGCUCACAUGCCAUUCACAGAGGAAGUGUAGUUUUAGAGUAAUCUUUCCUUUUUUUUAAUAUCUGUUCCCAUCAUUCCACUCACAGCCAGUGGCACCAUCUUCAACUGAGGCAUUCACUAACUUACUGUGAUCUGGUCCAAAAUGGCACAUUCUCAAAUAGCUGUUGUGUGUUUGGGCCUUUUUUCCUGAGGCUAGGGGGUCACCGCAGGUUAGAGUGAAUCUUUUCAAAGCUGUUAAGUGCACUUAGACAUUUUCAGAAUGUUUUCUUUUUUGGCCACGGGCUGCCGUGAUUUUUUUGAAGCAUUUUAUUUCCAUGUCUUCCUAUGUUGACGAUUCAAAAUAAAACUAGUAUUUAUAUAUCUGUGCGGUUGGCGCUACGACACCUUUGGGAGGAUGUACACCUGUGGACCGAUCACUGCUGAUGUGCUCUAAGAUAGGUCAAGCCCCAGAUGUUGAUGGUACCUGCUCGUCUGUAGUCAUCUACAUCCAGUAUGUGUGUGUUCACAAGGCCUGAUACUGCGGUGGGCCGAGUGAUGAUAGUAAUCUAAGCACAAUCCGAACAAAGCUCGGCUCCACAUGACCUGUGUAUUGAUACUGCUGACGGUGAUCAUUAGGAGACGUACUGUGUAGACACAUCACUGGGAUCUAUCCGAGCCAAUUAGAAUGGAAACGGGCCAGAGUCUGUACAAACUUCUUCCACUGUCCUUUUGACUGAAAGGGUCCACACAGACUGUCAGUGGAGAGCAUCAUCUGAAUCAUGUGACACACAUCUUCAAUCCUUUAAACCACUCAUUUUGAAAGUGAGUCUUUUACAUUACUCACAUUGGUUUUUUAGAAUAUCUGUAUCCAUAUGAGGAUCACCCAGCAGGUUUUGAUGGGCGGAGCCAAGAGUUGGGUUCUUUUAGUGCCGCUUCACCUAAACUUCACUACCAAACUAUGGCAGUUUAACGUUGUCUGACGUUCAUUGUGAUUUAUUAGAAUGCUUCUAAAUUGUUAUACCGAGUGGAAGCCGGUGUGAGAAAUACUUCCCAAAAUCCUGAGGCAUAGCAAGAAUUAGAACAUGUUGAGUACUGUGAGACGUGCACAUACCCUAUGACCCUUAGCUUUAGUUUAACUUCCAAAUGAGUGGUUGACUCGAAGAUGGACUUGAAGAAAAGGGUUUGUUAACCCUGCACGCUGCUGUGUGAACUCUUUCUUCUCCUUUUUAGGUUAAUUAAAUGGUGAAAUCUCUCAGACCUUUCAGCCACAUGUCAUUGUCCCAAUCAGUACAUGAAACAGGCUCCUGAGUCAUCACUAUUUAUGGAUCUUCAAUCAGAGGGAACCAAGGGGUCAUACAUUGGUAGAGGGUGACCCCCGUCUUCAUCUUCUUCCUGCUGUCUAGAGCUACCCACAGCAUCCACUGGGAAGAGGUCAAAGGUCAUCGAUUAGGCGUCAGAGGUCACCGUUUCUUGCCACAGUGUGUUACCAUGAGGCCAAAGUUCUUAACUCCUCAGCUAGCUUUCCGAUAGGCAAGAAUCUCUAACAUCUUUGGAGACUGGAUUCCUGCUGCCCCACUAAUGUGUCUGCAGGAGGUCUAUGUAUUCUGAUGGUACCCACAGUGCAGUACACACUAUCCCCGAGCCAUUCUCUGUUCUGUUGCUCUUACUUCCUCAUCGUCAUAGUUUCAGACCUGGGUAUGUGAUGUAGGUGGCCCUUUGGGCUCUGCAUGGACUGAUGUGGAGUUACUGCAGUUUACUGUAUGUUUUUGAUUAUCAAAAAAGUAUCCAUUCAGACAAAGGUUAAGGACGACUACUUAUUAAGCCCAGGUCUACUCUCAGCUGUUUAACAUUACUCUGUGUCUUCGUUUUGAUGCUGCUCACGUGAACAUGUGAAACGGCUUUACAGCCACGUGGAGCUAAAAGGUGAAAGGUCAACCUGACCCUGGAAAGGAGAGCAGUUUUCAUCAACUGGUCCGACUGAGAAAUUGCAUUCAAAAAGAUACAAACUGAUGAAAGGCUGUAAGUAUUCAGCGUUGUGAAAACAUGCUAAAUAAAGAUGACAGCUUUUUUCCAA